AUGCAGUGCAUCGCAAACUGCAACACCCCGUUACUUUCAAAUCCGCCUGCUAUCGCCGUCACGCGCACGCGCGCGCUCCUCGUCGCGCUCGUCGCGGCGGCAGCCAUCGCGGGGCGCCUCGCGACACCAACGGCGGCGGCUCCGGCGGCGUCGUGGGGUCCCGCGUGCGUGAACGGGUUCCCGAAGCGCGCGCUGUGCCGCUUUGUGGAUGACUUGGCGGCGUCCCCGCUGGUGGAGGUGGACGGCGCGACGGGCAGCGCCGUCACCAUCGGGGUCUUCCAGAAACGCAUCAAAUUUCACCGUGACCUGCCAGCGACGAAGCAGUAUGUGUUCGGCGUGGACAGGGAGAGCGCUAGCUACCCCGGCCCUCUCAUUGUGGCGCUCCGACACACGCCCACCACGCCCUCCAUCCCCCCUUUCCUCCCCCUUCUCCCCCGUCUCUCCCCUCCUUCCCUCCUUCCCUCCUUCCCUCCUUCCCUCCUUCCUUUCCCCCUCCCAGCCCCCCACCUGCACGGCUCUGAAUCCCCAAGCCACUCCGACGGCCACCCGCACGCGUGGUUCUCGCAGCACGGCGACACCGGCACCGCCUUCUCCUCCGCCACCUCUACCUACCCCAACUCCCAACCCCCCGCCCUGCUCUGGUUCCACGACCAUGCCAUGGGGUACACGCGCCUCAACACCGCUGCUGGCAUGGCCGGGCUGUACCUUAUCAGAGACCCGACAGGCGUGGAGCAGGCGAUGAGUGGGUGGCUGCCGCAAGGGGAGUUUGACGUGCCACUGGUGCUUGCGGAUCGCCGGUUCAGGAAGGACGGGAGUGUGGUGUGGCCGUACAUGGCAGUGAAGCCUCGCCUCUACCGCCUGCGCCUGCUGGGGGCGGCCAACUCACGUGUGUACCGCCUGCGCUUCCAGUGCGCCGCUCAGAAGGACUACCCGCACCUCGUGCCGCCCCUGGACGGCCCCACUCUCUCCGUUCUGCAGAUCGCCUCAGACGGAGGGUACUUAGCAGCACCUGUGCGCCGCUCCUCAAUACUCCUCGCCCCCGGAGAACGAGUCGACAUUCUUCUCGACCUCUCCUCCCUCCCCUCCUCCUCCUGCCGCCACAUCCUCCUCCUCAACACCGCGCCCGCGCCCUUCCCCGCGGGCGCAGGCAGCAUGGGCAGCAUGAUGGGCGGGCCCAUGGGGCGGGUGGCUCGAGGCAUGGGCAAGGUGCUGGGCGGGACAGGGAGGGCAGUGGGGAAGGCAGUGAGGAAGGUGACGGGGCGGAAGAAGGUGGUGACGGCCAAGCAGGGCGUGGGGACGGUGAUGAUGUUUAAGGUGGUGCAGGAAGCUGCUGUGGCACCGCCCGCUGUGCCGACCACUCUGCAGGCCAUUCCCCCCAUUGACCUCUCGCAAGUGUCUCGGGUGCGCUAUCUCACUAUCACCGCCUCCCUUGCUGCGCGGAGGAGCGCCAUCAGGGGGCGCAUGGGGAUGGGCAUGGGGGGAGGCGGGAUGGGAGGCGGAGGAGGAGGCAUGGGAGGGGGAGGCGGAAUGGGGGGCGGAGGAGGCAUGGGUGGCGGAAUGAUGCGGUUCAUCAUCAAUGGCAAGGGCUUCAUGGAUGCUGCCACAGAGGUAGCUGCAGCAGGCGCGUCGGAGCUAUGGCACAUAGUGAACACGGGCUCGCACGCGCACCCCAUUCACAUCCACCUGGUGCAGCACCGCCCCAUCUCCCACCGCCCCUUCAACGCCUCGGGCUUCCUUAAAGGCUCGUGUGCGCUGAGCGGCAGCAGCAGCAGCAAGCCGAGCUGUUACACCGGGGGUGCGGAGGCGGUGGGGGCGUGGGAGAGCGGGUGGAAGGACACGACGCUUGCGCUGCCUGGGCAGGUGCUGAAGCUGCUUGUGAGGUUCACGGCUCAGGAUGGGUCGGCGUUUCCGUUUGAUGCGACUGUCGGUCCGGGAUCCAUCGGCGCGCAGCAGACAUCACGCGAUCUUCCCGUCAAUCUGCAACGUGGCACGGCGCCUUCCCGCGCCGCGCUAGCGCGGAAUUCCGCGAAUGUCACCCGAAUUCAGAUCCUCUCGAAUCACACCGUCCGCUCUGAUUCCGACAGUUGUACACCUCACCAGCGCGAACCGCACAGCGGGCAAGAACACUCGUGCAGCAUUUGCAAGGCAAAUUCAUGGGCUUCGCUUGUAGCUCAGCCCGCUAUCAGCGCGUUUGCACGCGCGAGUGUCAUGGCCGCGGCCGCAUGUUCUUCCUCCGCCUCCCUCGCCGCUGCAGCGGCAGGGACCAGAGGCUUGCGCGAUGAGAGCGAGUUUCGUGGCUCGACUGCGCCCACGCCCUUCACGUCUUUCCAUGGCCUCCGCGCGCAGUCCUCCCAUUCGCCGCUCGCGCUCCGCCCGCGUACUCAGCAGCCCCGCAAAUCCGGAGUCCGCGAUCCGCUGGAAUCCGUGCGCGGGGUGUCGGUAGUGGCGAAGCAGCGCGGCACGCAGAGGAUCGCGAAGACGCAGCGCGGCACGCAACGCGGCACGCAACGGGGCACGAAGCGCGGCACGCAAAUCCUUCCGCGGAAGGGCAGAGCGGAGGAGCUCCCACCGUCAAGGGGAACCCUCAUCUUCCGCCGAAGAGAUUCAGAGGAUAGCGCCGCCAGUCGCGGCGGCGCGCAACAGGACGAAGCCGCGGCGGUCCCCGCGCGGCCCGAGGAGCUCCCCGCGUCGCCCGGGCUGUUCUACCCGGUGGCACGGCUGGCGUCGCUGCUGCUCGGCCCUCCCGGCCCUGACGCGAAGACGGUGUUCGUGUCGGGCGGCGCGGCGGGCCCGACGGCGUCACGCGUGGUGGCGGAGCUGCUGGCGGCGGGGUUCAAGGUGCGCGCGGGCGUUGAGGAGGCGGAUAAGGACGCGAUGAAGCAGCUGCUGGCGCAACUCAAGCCGCAAAUUUGCGCGGACGACGCCAAGCGGCUGACCCUGGUUCAGUACUCCGCCCGCGACGCUGAAUUCACCGCGCAGGCGAUGGCGGGAGCGCGCACGGUCGUCGUCACGCUGGGGCGCGCGGAGAACGGCGCGGGAAGUGCGGGGGUGGUCUCCCCGCAGGACGCGCUGGACCUGCUGCGCGCGGCGGAAGCCGCCCGCGCGGGGCGGUACGUGCUGCUGACGGACUUCGCGCAGGGCUCGGGCGCGCGGGACGGCAGCGUCGUCUCCUCCAUGCUCGCGUUCCUGGGGUCAAUUGGGCGGCGCGGCGUGUCGUAUUCGGGGCUGGCGAUGGCGCUGGCGGACAGCGACAUGUCAUACAGCAUCGUGCGAACGGGGUUCUGCGACGGCGUGCCCGACAGCUUCACGGCGCGCUCGCAGCUGGUGGUGGGCGCGGAGGGCAGCAUCAACAGCGGCAAGAUAUCGCGCGUGCAGGUGGCGCAGCUGGUGGCGGCGCUGCUGAGCGAUCCGGAGAUGGCGCGAGAUAAGGCCUUGGACGUGGUGGCGAGUGAGAGUGCGAAGGCCAUCCCCCUGCGCGACAUGCUCAGGUGCGCUGCUGCUGCUACCCACACCACGUGGAUGAGAGUGGUGUGA
Closterium sp. Yama58-4 is the source of this 3534-nucleotide messenger RNA. Lineage: Eukaryota; Viridiplantae; Streptophyta; Zygnematophyceae; Desmidiales; Closteriaceae. The record is from the annotation of a GenBank genome assembly.